UGCUUCUCUCUGCCCGGAAUGCUUCCGGGAGAGCACAGCCGCAGCGCCCGGGAGAAGGAGCGCUCGCAGUCUGCGGGCGCCGGGCGGCGAUCCGGCAGUCGACUUCCUUGGCGUGUUUCCAGACCCCCUGACUACACCAGCCUCGGUGUCGGCACCCGACAGCCAGGUUCCGCCUUUCUGUGAGGAGGGCGCGGUGGCCGUACGGUCCCCAGCGGAAGCUUUAGCUUGGACCUCAUGCAGUCGGAGGGAUUAGCAUAUCUGGGCAGAGGGGUGAGGGAUUGCUUCAAAAGGAUUUCCUAAAGAGAUAAAAUUUGAUGCUGGGACUCUCCUUCUUAGUACACACCGACUGAUUUGGAGAGAUCAGAAAAAUCAUGAGUGUUGCAUGGCCGUUCUCCUUUCCCAAAUUGUGUUCAUUGAAGAACAGGCAGCUGGAAUUGGGAAGAGUGCCAAAAUAGUGGUUCAUCUUCACCCAGCUCCUCCUAACAGAGAACCUGGCCCAUUCCAGAGUAGUAAGAACUCCUACAUCAAACUCUCCUUCAAAGAACAUGGUCAGAUUGAGUUUUACAGGCGUUUAUCAGAGGAAAUGACACAGAGAAGAUGGGAGAAUAUGCCAGUUUCCCAGUCAUUACAAACAAAUAGAGGACCCCAGCCAGGAAGAAUAAGGGCUGUAGGAAUUGUAGGUAUUGAAAGGAAACUGGAAGAAAAAAGAAAAGAAACGGACAAAAACAUUUCUGAGGCCUUUGAGGACCUCAGCAAACUAAUGAUCAAGGCUAAAGAAAUGGUGGAGUUAUCAAAAUCAAUUGCUAAUAAAAUUAAAGACAAACAAGGUGAUAUCACAGAAGAUGAGACCAUCAGGUUUAAAUCCUACUUGCUGAGCAUGGGAAUCGCUAACCCAGUUACCAGAGAAACCUACGGCUCAGGCACACAGUACCACAUGCAACUGGCCAAACAGCUGGCUGGAAUAUUGCAGGUGCCUUUAGAGGAACGAGGGGGAAUAAUGUCACUCACGGAGGUGUACUGCUUAGUAAACCGAGCUCGAGGAAUGGAAUUGCUCUCACCAGAAGAUUUAGUGAAUGCGUGCAAGAUGCUGGAAGCACUGAAAUUACCUCUCAGGCUCCGUGUGUUUGACAGUGGCGUCAUGGUAAUUGAGCUUCAAUCUCACAAGGAAGAGGAAAUGGUGGCCUCGGCCCUGGAGACAGUUUCAGAAAAGGGAUCCCUAACAUCGGAAGAGUUUGCUAAGCUUGUGGGAAUGUCUGUCCUCCUAGCCAAAGAAAGGUUGCUGCUUGCAGAGAAGAUGGGCCAUCUUUGCCGUGAUGACUCAGUGGAAGGCCUGCGUUUUUACCCAAAUUUAUUUAUGACACAGAGCUAAGGGUUUUGUAUUUAAAAUCCUUUUUGUCCAUAUGCUUGCGUCAUGUAGAGGUUGUAUGACAUUGAGCUAAGAGAUAAACCCGAUCAACUGAGAAUUUAUUAGAACUUCACAGUGCAAUGUAAAUCUCUUUUAAUUUCUCACUAAAUAUGGUCCAGGAAAUUUAUUUAGGAUAUGCAUAGGAAAAUUCAGAAAAGUGAAUGCCAAUAUGAAUUUAAAAUCAUGCUGUAGUUGUGCAGAACCCUCAGAGUUUAACUUGAAAUAUAGUGGAUUUUAACUUGAUCCUCAAAUCUAAUCAUUUUAUAAAGAAGGGAAUUUAGUUUUGCAGAGAAUAAAAAGAGAAGUUGCAUGUUCAGACAGGUUAGAUUAUUUUGAUGUGACUGAAAUUCACUGACUACACAUGACAAUGUUGGGACAAAAUAUACUGCAGCUUGCUAUAUGAGGCUCCUCCCAGGGGCUUUUAGAAGCAGUCAUAGGCAUGUCUUCAACAUACCAAAUAAAAUACCUUUAAAAAUGAAAUAAUUUUAUUUGACACAUAUAUUUAUAUAUAUUCUAUCUAGUUUCUCUUUGUUUUUUUAAGUGAUGAUUUCAUGACUGGCAUUUAAAGAAUGCAACUGUGUCAUUUUGUUUCCAAAUGCUGUGGAUUUUGAAACUGAACUAGAGAGCUGUAUAGACAUGCCCAGAGUUAUGAUUACAAAUUUAGGAGGUAGACAGCUCAGGAAUUCCCUGGGAUUGUUGUGCUGGUGGAAAGGCAGAGGGAGCCUUUAAAUGGCUUCACAGGAACCUUAGUGUUCUUCUACCUCAAAGCCACAGACAGGAGAUCGAAAGUGGAAAAGUAAUGUCUCCUUUUCUUUUCCAUAAGGAGUUUCCACACUGAACUAUAAAAAGUCUAUCAUAUUCCAGCAAUAUUUUUUCUUUGUUCUUUAUACUAUAAAUUGUGAGGAAAAACUACUUCGGUAAGAAGUGUUACUGAGAUAACAACAACUGGCUAAUACUGCAUGUAGAUUGCUUAAGUUUUAAAGUGACUGCCUGACUUCACAUGUUACUGCUCUACAGCCUCCAGUAUGUUGGCAUUAUCUCAAACUCAGGGACCCCACAGGACAGGGGACGCCCUUUCUGAAACUGAGUUGGAAGUGAAAGGGUGGUGAUGGUUUUGGCCAAGCCUGCGGGAGGGAAAGUAUUGUAUUGGGAGCACCCUUGGAACCAGGAAGAGGGAUACCCAGGUUCACACUCUGGAACCCCUAAGACAUUGUCAGUGGGUAAGGUGGAGGGCCACUGCCAGAGGCUGCUGCAGUGCCCUCUGGGAAGUGCCAGGGACCCUCCGCUGCAGACCCAGGGGAUCCCAAUCCCUUAUCCCUGUCUGAAAAGUGGCUAUUGCUGUUUCGUGUCCUCCAGUGUCACAGGAAGGCUGUGCCUGAGACAUCCCACUUUAGUUUUUGUUUUCCAAACCUGUCACUGACUCUUCAUUGUGGUGUCGGAUCCUCUGGUUCCCCCAUUGUUCAGCCUCAGGUUUAUUUUGAGGGUAACUCAGUGUCUCACUGCCCAAGUCUUUUAGGGGUUAGUUGGACCAUUGCGUAAGCUUGUUUAUAUGUCUCACCUCUUUCUGGGUGGUACUUACUGUCUCACACUGCUCUGGCAAACUUGUACACACAAACACACACACACUCUCUCUCACCUGGCUAAGGCUUUUAAAAUCAUAAAGAUAAAUAAUCUGUUUCACCAGUUGGAGUGAGUUGCAAGGAGGAUUGCUGGAGCUACUCGAUCUAGCGCUAAUGUUUUGGAUUCAUUACUGCAAACCUACAUAAUUUAACAUAUUUAUUUACUUUAGUGUGACAACUGAUGAAAAGAAAUGGAGCAAUCCAAAUUGUAUAAAAUGACUUAAGAAGGAAGAAAAGUGACAUAUAAAUAUAUUUUGCAAAUGCCACAUUAAUUUAAAAAUGAGUAUGAUUGAUUUUAUUAUUUUUAAAGUGGGCAUUCGUCACUGUUUCGAGACCUUUGUAUGUAUUUGUGUAUUUUUAUCUUUUUUUUCGGGCCAUUAUUAUAAGGUGUGAUUUUGGUCCUCUAAUGUACAAGUUAUGUUUAAAUACAACCAAUCAGGCCCUAAGUGCAAAAAAGUUCUGUCUUGGUGCUUAUCACUGGCAUAAUUAUUAUUUUUUUGUUUUCCUAACUUUGCUCUUAGGAGCAUGAACCUCUUUGUAGCUUUAUGGUAAUGCAAUAUUUCCAGUCAUUUACUGUCAAAAAAAUUUUUUACAUUGUGUUAGUGAAGAUUGUGUUUUCAAGGUUAAAUGAUUGGUAUUAAUGUAUAUAGAGUAAAAUUAUUACAAAAUUUAAAAACGAUUUUUCUUGGCAUUCUUUUUAAAUACUCUGAAAAAUAUAUGCAAAUGAUAAGCCUUUAAUCAUACUAAAGCCAGUUAUGUUAAGAAUUUUUCCUUUGGAUUUUAUAAUUAAGAGUUGCUUAUAAAUAUUUAUGACAUUGAGCUGUUACUGUUUUCGUUGUCUAAAAAGAAUGGGACAUGUCAUGAACUGGUUUGGUUUUUUAAAAAAUUCUUGAUGUGAAUUCCACUGUUGCCUGACUAUGUAUAUUCAGAUGAAUGUACUCUUUCUUGUUCCUUGUUACCAGAUUAAUCUGAGAGAAUGUGGAUUCAUCUUGUCAUCAUUCUCAUGCUCAAAUACUUAAAAUGGUUCUUUUGCCCAAAAGUCUCAGAGUCUUCAUUUUGGUACAGUGGAGUCACAACUUGGAAGGUGGUUAGGUUUUAAAGACCGUGCCUAAGGACAAAAUUGAGCAUGCUCAGAAUGGUCCUUGAAAAUCUCCUAAAUUACCAAUGAAGUUCUCUUUGUAGUCUUAAAGUUUAAAUUCCUGUGGAGUGAUACAUAGGUACGAAUAUAUUAUGCUUAUAUUAAGUACAAAAAUACAAACUGCAUAUCAAGAGUAGAUUCUUAUAGCAUUAAUAAUUUACAUGCAUGUGUCUUUUUCCAGUAGGUAUGGUUGAAUUUAUGUAAAUUUAUUGCUAAUCCCAUCCCUUACAAUCUAGAGUAUAAGCUGCACAAGGGCAGAGGUUUUUGUCUGGUUUGUUCAUGGAUGUAUCUUAAGAGCCGAGAACAGGGCCUGGACACAAUAAGCAUUCAAUAAAUAUUUACUGAAUGAAUGAACGCCGACCUAUAUUCCUAUUUAUAAUUUGGCUCCACUUUAUCCUACUUUAGCUCCCAUUCAAUUCAAUGAAAAAUAGAUUUUUUUGAACAUAUA
This is a messenger RNA of Cercocebus atys (sooty mangabey), 4610 nucleotides long. It is a transcript of the gene VPS36, whose product is annotated as vacuolar protein sorting 36 homolog (S. cerevisiae). The transcript has 14 exons. The coding region runs from base 383 to 1369 and encodes 328 amino acids. The record is from RefSeq and is a predicted model, not a curated record. Gene Ontology annotation, biological process: protein transport to vacuole involved in ubiquitin-dependent protein catabolic process via the multivesicular body sorting pathway. NCBI's taxonomy places the organism in Eukaryota, Metazoa, Chordata, Mammalia, Primates, Cercopithecidae. Gene Ontology annotation, molecular function: ubiquitin binding; phosphatidylinositol-3-phosphate binding. Gene Ontology annotation, cellular component: late endosome membrane; ESCRT II complex.